AAUGGAGAUAUUACAUUAUUCAGGUUCAGUUUAUGAUGAUGAAAGGGAUAUGGUUGUUGAAAAUGAAUUUGAACCUGGAUUUUAAUUAUUGUAUGUUGAAGUAGAUUGGUCCUAGCACUGUAAUCGAUAUUUAACAGUUUCUUGUUAUGGUUCUAAAUCAGUUUAAUUUUCUGAAUUGUAAUUUGAACCAAGUCAAACAAAACAAAUAAUUGAUAAUAUUUUUAAUGGAUUUUUAAGAGUGGUUUUUGAAAUAUUACCUGGACAAUCAAAACUGAUUUAAUUACAAUCAAUUGAUCCAACUAAAGGAUACUCAUUUAAAUAAUAUAUAUCCUCUAUCUUUAAAUGA
Paramecium sonneborni is the source of this 346-nucleotide messenger RNA. The record is from the annotation of a GenBank genome assembly. NCBI's taxonomy places the organism in Eukaryota, Ciliophora, Oligohymenophorea, Peniculida, Parameciidae.